AUGGGUGAUAGACAAUCACAUCAACAUCAGGCAUAAACUUAUCAAUAGAAAUAAAGUCAAGAGGAAGCACUAAUCAAAUUUUACGUUUACCAAGACCUACAGAAUUUGAUUAACUUAAUUUAUUCCAGGAAUGCUGUACUUGAACACUUUAAGGAUGAUCCCAAUAAUUCUAUAGUUACCUUGAGUAAUAACAAAGUUAUUUUAUAAUUAAAUUUAUCAAUUGGAAUUCAUCAAGAUCUGAAAUAAUAAUAUUCCAGAAACCAUAAUUUAUAAUAGAUAUUACAAAGGGAAAGAAAUACUGCAUAUUAGACACUAAAGGAUGUAACUCAAAAAUCAUAGAGGUAAAUUAGCACUUCAAAUCAAACCAAAAUAUUCUUAAAAGAUUCAGUCGAAAAUUAUCUAAAUACAUAUACAUAAAAUUAUGAAAUGGGCUAUUUUGGAUCGAAUCAAUUUUAAUUAUAGUAAACUAAUUAUGCGCCUUAAUUUAAUGAACAGACUUUAUCGAAAUUGAUUUCCUCAAUGCAAUCUAUUGAUGCCUAGACUAAUUAAAUAGGUACGAAUGGUAACUAUCAGGCUCCAACUCCAGAAUAUAUUUUAUAAAGAGCAUAAGACUAUUAUUCUAUGACUAAAUAAAAGCUGGAUUAAUCUGAUCCAACCAAUUGUUCAGCACAGUUGAAUAACAAAUAAGAAAACUAUUCUCAAGGCAACAAUAGUCUUACUGCAAAUAAUAUCGCAAGUAAAUAACCAUAACCUGAGUAAUAUUCUGAAGAAAUACAAUUAAAUAACAAAUAAAAAAGUUAAAUUAUAGUAGAUAAAUAAAGAAAUCAGUAAUCGUCCUCAAAUUCUGAUUAAAUGCAAUUAAAUAACAAACAAGAAAGCUAGUGUCAGGGCUGCGGAAGUUUUAAUACAAAUAAUAGAGGAAUUCAAGAAUAAUUAAAUUCAUCGAAUUCUGAAUAAGAUAAAUAAUUGAUAAAUGCUAAUCUUAGUUAAGAGAAGGAUAAAUUAAUUGAGUUUCUUAAACUUUCAGGAUAUUUCCAAUAAACUCAUCCUUAUUUAAAUUCAUAAAUUGAAGAUUUGUAAGGUAAAGCCAAAACCUUAAUGAAUUAAAGUUAUUUAACAUAAAAUGAAUAUGAUUUUGCAAUAAAACUGUCAAAAUAAAAUGGUGUUUUCAAACUUCUAAUAAGUUUACACUACUAUUUUGAAUUGUUUCUUGAAUAUUUUAAUGAAAAUAGACCUUCUUAAUCAAUUUAAUAAUUUUUAUGUCAAAAUAAAAAUAAAGGAAAAAUGAAUGUCCCUUUUUUGUAAUAUUUGGUUUCAAAGAAGCAAUUGAUAGAAAAGAAUUUUGAUUCUAAAAAUUAGAUUAACUAUUCUCAAGCAUCAUCUAAUCAAGAAGAUUUUGUUUUUGAAAUGUAUAAGGGCUAUUGUGAUUAUUAUAAAAUUACAAGGAAUUGA
This is a messenger RNA of Paramecium tetraurelia, 1452 nucleotides long. RefSeq lists its product as uncharacterized. The record is from RefSeq and is a predicted model, not a curated record. The transcript has 2 exons. NCBI's taxonomy places the organism in Eukaryota, Ciliophora, Oligohymenophorea, Peniculida, Parameciidae.